CGAACAAAGCUUGGUAGCAAUGCUUGUUUGGGGAGAAGGGGGAGUCCAUUGGCCCCAGCAGUUCAGCCCUACAGGGCCGGGCACUCAACGUCAUUGGAUCUGCGCCGACGUCACGCGCGAUGGAUCCCAGUCUCGCUCUUUCUUUCUCCACUCAUCUCCAACUCUUUUCCCCCCUUCAUCUCCCACUGCCGUGUUAACCGUGGACGAACUAUUAAGUCCCUGCUAGCUGUCGCUAUUCAUAUCGCUAUUUGAGACACUCAUUUGAAAUUAUACUUGCUGCCUAGUUUGCCAGACCGGGCACUUCAGGCCCCAAAACAACCAAUCUAUCUCUCCCUCCCCUCUCGUAUUUUCCACACAGACCUUUAGCCAUCCCACACUGGCGACCAUGGCGCACGAAACCGCGCACUAUCAGGAAUUUCCCGCCCAUGAGAACGACCCUCUUCUGGGGCAUCGGGGACCUAGCUCCAAACCUUCUCCCCUGAGCCAACUGCGCCGCCAUCUCCGCACCGAAGUCGACCCGCACCGAGCAGACCUUCUCCUCAUUUUUUGCUACGUCAUCACAGGUCUUCUGGACAGUUCUGCCGUGUUCAUCUGGGGCUCCUUUGUGAGCAUGCAGACGGGCAACACGGUAUACUUUGGACUAGGACUGGCCGGGCUGGACGAGACUCAACGGUGGCUUAAAUCGCUCAUCUCGAUCGGCAGUUUCUGCAUCGGCUCCUUUUUCUUCGCCGUGUUACACCGCCUGUUCCACACGCCGCGGCAACGGUCCGCACUGACUCUGUCUUUUGCACUGCAGAUGAUUUGUGUCGCUGUCGCUGCGAGUAUUGUCACGGUGCAGCAGACGGGCAAGAGCGAUCCUCUGACGUGGAAAAUUGGCGUGCCGUUGGCAUUGGUCGCGUUUCAGAGUAGUGGUCAGGCCGUUUCGAGUCGUGUGUUGAAGUGCAGUAGUUUGACUAGUGUUGUACUUACUAGCAUUUAUUGUGAUUUGUUCUCGUCGCCGGGACUGACCUCUGUCAGUGUGCUCAAGGCUCCUGAUGAGUGGAGGCGGUUGGGGGCUGUGGUGGGGAUGUUGAUUGGAAUUGUGGCGGGGGGCUGGUGGGCGAGGAGUGAGGUUGGAUUGCCGGGCGCACUUUGGACUGCCGUGGUGUUCAAGGGGGUAAUUUGUGUUGCAUGGAUGUUAUGGAAGACGAAGGAUGUUGAUGAUGAGUAGGAUGCUUGUUAAUGGGGGGACAUAUUACUAGUAGUAUAGUGCUCUAGCCAUUUGGCGCUAGAAGUCGCGCGUGGGGCAACGCACAGCAUCCAGCGCGCAGUUAGUUCUAUACAUAGUGCCUUUUUCGUAUAAUAGGCGGAGCUAUAGACCAGGAGCGAAGCAGACAUUAUGAUAUUACACAGGAUGUUGACGCACAUCUGAUGUAGUCAAUUAUUCCUACUGAAUGGUAUAACAGCGUCCAC
Messenger RNA from Aspergillus welwitschiae, 1452 nucleotides. Its product is annotated as YoaK family protein. The coding region runs from base 386 to 1210 and encodes 274 amino acids. The transcript has a single exon. The record is from RefSeq and is a predicted model, not a curated record. NCBI's taxonomy places the organism in Eukaryota, Fungi, Ascomycota, Eurotiomycetes, Eurotiales, Aspergillaceae.